Molecule: messenger RNA, 2528 nt
Organism: Labeo rohita (rohu)
Lineage: Eukaryota; Metazoa; Chordata; Actinopteri; Cypriniformes; Cyprinidae
Exons: 10
Coding region: 95-2026 (643 amino acids)
Source: RefSeq, a predicted model, not a curated record
CAACUAGCAGUGGGAACGCCUACUAGCGACUGGGAACUGGUGACAUGCAGCUACAAAGUUGCUUGAGGUGUUAACAGAACGUUUAUUUAUUAGAAUGGUGGGCAAACGGCCAGAGAAUAUGCUCCAGUCAUUUAUUCUGUGUGGAUUGUGGGUGUGGCGUAUAGUUGGUGUGUUUGGUGUUAAUUCAGAAGAAAUUAAGUCUGUAUCAGUGAUGAAGGGUGAUUCUGUCACUCUAAACACUGAAGUACAGAAAUAUUUGUUCAUGCAGUGGAUGUUUGGAAGCGCUCGAAUAGCUGAAGUCAACAGACUCGCACAAACCAGCUUGACAUAUGAUGGUCCUGAGGGGAGAUUCACAAACAGACUACAAUUAGAUCAAACUGGAUCUCUGAUCAUCACAGACACCAGAACCACAGAUUCUGGGAUUUAUCAACUAACAGUUGUCGACAAAGAGACCAUUUACACGAGUUACAAUGUUACAGUCUAUGAUGUGACAGAUGAAGUGAAGUUAAUAUCAGUGAUGGAAGGACAUUCUGUCACUCUAAACUCUGAUGUUACUGAAGUACAGAGAUAUUUGUUCAUGCAGUGGAUGUUCGGAAGCUCUCGAAUAGCUGAAAUCAACAGGCUAGCACAAACCAACUCGACAUAUGAUGGUCCUGAUGGGAGAUUCAGAAACCGAUUAAAGCUGGAUCAAACCGGAUCUCUGACCAUCACAAACAGCAGAACCACAGACUCUGGACUUUAUCAAUUAUCAAUUGUCAGCAGAGAAACCAGAUACGUAAAUUUCAAAGUUGCAGUGUACGAAACAACAUCAAGCAUAAAUUGUGUGUCAUCCAGCUGUGCGGUGAACAGUUCAACCGCAAACCAAAAUGAGGAAUCCAGCAUUACUGAACUCUAUCAGCCAAGUUCAAAACACAUCCACUGUUGUGGUUUUGCUGAAGCUGUGAUUCGAUUGGUUGUUUCUGCUCUAGUGGGUGUGGCUGCUAUUGCUAUGCUGAUUUAUGACAUCAGAUCUACAAGAAGUGAGUUGAACAGGACAGAAGAGACUGGAUAUCUCUAUCAGACCCAUGGAGUAAAAUCAGACCAACAGUAUGAACCAAGCAGAAGGGUUUGGAGCCUGGCAUCCUCAGGGGGUUACCUUUACCACAUGAAGCCUUAUGCUGGAGUGCACCCAAUGGGUGAAUUCCAGAAGUUACAGAGGGGCUCCACCGAAGUUCUGUCUGAAGGAGAAAAGCUACUGGUGAGGUGGAGAGACAACAGUGUGGUCACUGUUGCAAGCAAUGUGGAAGAUGUCUACUCUGAGGAAAUAGGUUUGUCAGAUGUCGUGUCUGUGACGGUCGCACAACAUUUUCCUGUGAGAAAUGUGACAGAUAAAAUGAAGUAUGUAUCAGUGAUGGAGGGAGAUUCGUUUACUCUACACACUGAUGUUACUGAAAUACAGAAAUAUCUGCUAAUACAAUGGAUGUUCGGAAGCACCCGAAUAGCUGAAAUUAACAGACUGACGCAAACCAACUCAACAUAUGAUGCUCAUAUAAGAUUCAGAGGCAGAUUAAAGCUGGAUCAAACCGGAUCUCUGACCAUCACAAACACAAGAACCACAGACUCUGGACUUUAUAAACUAACAGUUAUCAGCAGUGCAACCAGCUACAUGAGUUUCAGUCUUAUGGUCAAUGAGACUCAACAAACUACUUCAUCACCACUGAAAAGCUCAUCAAGCUCAAAUUUUUUGACAUCCACCUGUGCAGUGAAUAACUUAACCAUCAACCAGAGUGAAGAUGUAAACAUUACUGAGGUCUCUCAGCCAAGUUCAGACCAUGUCCACUGUUGUGGUUUUACUGAAACUGUGAUACGAUUGGUUGUUUCUGCUGUGGUAAGCAUGGCUGCUGUUGCUUUUCUGGUUUAUGACAUCUCAUCUACAAGAAGAGAGCUGAACAGGAUGCAAAAAAGUAGACAUCACCAUCAGACCCAUAGAGUAAAAUUAAACCAACAUCAGUUAAACAGAAGAAUCAGUUCCAGAUAUGUUUACUGAAGAUUGCUGGUGCAAUCCCAAAAAGAUACAGAUACAUUUUUAUUAGCACAGAAUGACUUUUUAAUUGAUGUGGUUCACCCAAAAAUGAAAAUUCCACCAAUAGAUCCUCUGCAGUGAAUGGGUGCUGUCAGAAUGAGAGUCCAAACAGCUGAUAAAAACAUCACAGUGAUCCACAAGUAAUCCACACCACUCCAGUCCAGUCCAUCAAUUAAUCCAUCAAAUCUUGUAAAGGUGAAAUCUGUGUUUGUACGAAACAAAUCCAUCAUUAAGAUGUUAUAAAUUAAAACUAUUGCUUGUCCUCUAUGCAUAAUAUAAUUUUGUCCAGUGAAAUGUCAUCUCGGCUGAAUCAAGAGAGAAAUAUGCACAGAUGUUUUUGCUUGUUUGUUUGUUUGUUUUCUUAAUGGACUCGUGGAGCAACCAUUGACCAAAAGUAAUGGUUUAUGUGAUGGAUUUGUUUGUUAUAAUAAUGUUUUUUGACUUUGCAAUAUAGUAAUUGAUGGAC